Messenger RNA from Candida dubliniensis CD36, 429 nucleotides. RefSeq names its product 60S ribosomal protein uL23 (gene RPL25). Gene Ontology annotation, cellular component: ribosome; cytosolic large ribosomal subunit. The record is from RefSeq and is a predicted model, not a curated record. Gene Ontology annotation, biological process: ribosomal large subunit assembly; translation. The coding region runs from base 1 to 429 and encodes 142 amino acids. Gene Ontology annotation, molecular function: rRNA binding; structural constituent of ribosome. The transcript has 2 exons. Lineage: Eukaryota; Fungi; Ascomycota; Pichiomycetes; Serinales; Debaryomycetaceae.
AUGGCUCCAACUACUAAAGCUUCAGCUGCUAAAAAAGCUGCUUUGAAAGGUGUUAACGGUAAAAAGGCUUUAAAAGUUAGAACUAGUACUACUUUCAGAUUACCAAAAACCUUAAAAUUAACCAGAUCUCCAAAAUACCAAAGAAAAUCAGUCCCACACUACAACAGAUUGGAUGCCCACAAAAUCAUUGUUGCUCCAAUUGCCACUGAAACUGCUAUGAAAAAAGUUGAAGAUGGUAACACUUUGGUUUUCCAAGUUGAUAUCAAAUCCAACAAACACCAAAUCAAAUCUGCCGUUAAAGAAUUAUACGAUGUUGAUGCCUUAUACGUUAACACUUUGAUCAGACCUAACGGUACCAAGAAAGCUUACAUCAGAUUAACCUCUGACUACGAUGCUUUGGAUAUUGCUAACAGAAUCGGUUACAUCUAA